GUUACCAAUGAUAAAAAUUCAAGUACAAAAUAUCUCCAGAAUCAAAUUAGAACUAUGAUCUCAUAUUAUUUUUAAGUUUACCACUAGAUCAACGAAUAGAAAAUUUUCUUAUGAGUAGGACUUGUGUACCCUAUCAUUUUAAGUUUGUAUAGCAAUGCAACAAUCACCGUUCGAGAAUAUUUUCAAUAUAAUAGGUGGUUUGUCGGAAGGUAAUGAAAAACCCAUGAAACAUGGGUUCUAUAACGCAUUCGCCCUUUUUAUAUUAACGGUAUGUUGCGCUGCGGUUUACGUGCUUUUUCUCAUACUUGAGCCUUUCUUCAAGCCAUUAUUCUGGGCUCUGCUUGUUGGGUCUUUGCUUCAUCCAUUCAAGUACAAAAUUUCAAAGAAAUUGAAGUCAUGGUUUGAAGAUUUGGAGAAGUCGAACACGUCUGUGAUAUUCGGUUUAUUGGUAAUACCUGUGAAUGUGGUCAAUUUUGCUUCUGACACAGUUGGACAACAAUUCAGGGAGCAUUACAAGACUGUGAUAGCAUUGCUUAGUGCAAUAUUUGUGUUGCCAUGGAUGUACAACUCGGUGCCACGAGGGUUCGCCUGCCUCUUCUGGCAGCUGACCAGCUUCAUCAGUUUCUCCACUAUCCUGCUGAUUAAUGUUUGCACAUCAUACAUAACAUUGACAUUUGUUUUGGCAUACAUCAUCAGUGUAUACACAUUAUGGACUCCAGAAAGGGCCAAUAUAUUCCGGUUCACAUCUCAAAUCCUCUGGCUGGUUAUCACAAGUUUCCUAGCAAGCUUGACUGGAUCCAUCCAAGUAUACACCUUUGUAUUGUUACAAGCUAUUUGCAUAACUGGAUUUGCUUUAGAAGUUAAAGAUGUUCACAAGAAAAUGCAGUUACGAGAUCCCGAAGCUUCUUUCCUUAUAGCACUACACAGGGUGUUCACAAACAGUCACCACAUCAAUGAUGAUAAGAAUGAAGAAAAAGCUCCAGAAUUAGCACCAACUGAUGUCAGUGAACAAGAGUCGACCCCAGAAAAGGACACUCCAUCCCCAGUCACCCCAGAAACAGUUACCAAGAGAGGGAGUUGGACUGGCAAUGAACCCAUACAAAGCUCUCCGAGACACCCUAAAAUGCUUUACAAAACUCGCACCUUGUCAGCCCUGCCUCUCUCCAAUACUAAAAUGAAACCAGAAAGUAGAUUUUUCGUAUCGCUAAAACACCGAUCUCUCGAUGAAAAUUAUAUGAAAACUAACUUUGACAAUGACGAAGAGACAGCAUUAUACUUCAAAUUGUUAUUUUUCGGAUGCCUCUGUAUGUUGGUCUGGAAACAUAUUUGGUUGUUGCCUGUUAUGUUAUUCUUUCUGGCUAUUCACAUAAUUAAGAAGUUGUUGGAUUACUUUGGUGUAUGGUUGUUCUUUGAGAACCAAUACAACAAUGUUACUGGAAAAUUGAAGAGUUGGUGGAAUGAUAGGCAAUCGGCAUUAGUUCCAGCACACAUUCGCGGCAUCGGUAAGAUGAUAUCCAUUUUCAAUGCCCGUGCAAGGGAUGUGGCGUACAGUUCUGUUGAUACUGUCUCCACGUGCAUCGUCAUCGUUGGACUCAUACUGUUCGUCACGAUUGCUACUGUAUUUAUCUGUAUACAGAUAUACUCAGAAGCCAUAGUGGUGGUGCAACUGAGCGGCAGCCUGCUGAACAGCACGUACGUUCAGAACAGCGAGCUUCACGCCUAUCUACCGGAGGGAUGGGAGGAGAAGCUCGAGUCGCUCAUCGACAACGCGUACACUUACGGCAGAGAGGGCAUCUCUACCACGGUUAAAAGCGUACUUAAAGAAGGCGAUCCGGAGAAAGUCGCGCGGGUUGAGGAACAAAUACUAGAGAUAUGGGACCGCGUGUACCAGAGCUGGGUGUCUGGUCACUUCGCGGCCUCCAUCGGGCCGCAGGUCGACGGCACGGCCAUACAAGACUCGUGGGAUAACUUUGUGAACGACGUGUCCAGCACUCCAGGUUUGUUGGACUACUCAGGCAUCGUGGCGUGGGUCCAGGCGAACGUGGGCACCCUGAGCGCGAUCGCACAGAGCGUGUGGGUGCCGCUGGCGAGCAACGUGUCGCUGCUGGCGGGCUCGCUCGGCGCCUUCACGUCGGUGCUGCUCGGCGGCGGGAGCGCCAUCAUCAACAUGUUCAUUAACCUCGUGGUAUUUUUCACGACCCUGUUCUAUCUGCUGGCGUCAAGCAACGCCCUCUACAAGCCAGUGGAAGUGAUCACACAAGUACAACCCAACUUCGGACCGCGGCUUGGUAUAGCUCUCUCGGUGGCCAUCAAUCAGGUGUUCAGGGCUUCCUUCAAAAUGGCAUUGUUCUACGGAUUAUGGACGUGGCUCGUGCACAAUCUGUUUGGCGCUAAAGUGGUCUACUUACCAUCAGUACUCGCGGCAGUGCUAGGCGCCGCGCCAUUCCUCGGGCCGUACUUGGCCGGGAUCCCAGCGGCAUUAGACGUGUGGCUUCAAGGCAGACCCCUAGCUGCCCUGCUCCUACCGCUAGCCCAAGCAGCACCCAUCGCUUUUCUCGAUGCCGCGGUUUAUGCUGAGAUUAAAGACGGCGGUCAUCCUUACGUGACGGGUUUGGCUAUCGCCGGCGGUAUUUUCUACCUGGGUCCUGAAGGCGCGAUCCUCGGCCCUCUACUCCUGUGCUGCAUCAUGGUAGUCCUCAAUUUGUCCUCCACGUUCCUCAGGGACACGCCGUCCGAAGAGCGAGCCGCUUUGCACUCGCGCGUCAGGUCAUUAUUGGGACUGUUUUAAAUAAGACUCGGUGCUUAUCUGUGAUGGCUUGCAUGGAACUACUAAUAUUAUGACCCAAUCUAGUGUCAAUUUUAAAAGCAAUGUUCAAACAUCGUAGUACGUAAUAUUUUGACGGCGGAUAAUCUCAGUACAACUUGCUAAAAACGUUUUAGUUUGUGAAAAAAAACACUAACGAUUGCUUCUUAUGAACUAAUUUAAGUGUUUUAGGUAAUAAAACAUCUAGAUAUGCACUAGAUGGUUGAGCUUAGCUCGAUAUGAAUAAUUCCAUUAGUUGUUUGUGACGUAAAAUAAUCAAAAUGCAACUGCACUUUGCACAUUAUUAAAGAAAUUCAUAACGAUUAUUACUAAAUAGGAUUUUUUCCAAAGAAAAAAUUAUACGAAAUAGAGGCUAAUUUUGUAUGCUCUCUUAACAAUAAAUAUGUAAUUUUACUAAACUGUAUAAGAAGCUAUUAUUUUGUAGAUAUUUUUGUGUUUAACAAACAACCAUUUGUGCAAAAUAGAAGAUCUUCCAAUAUGAAUAUUCACCCUAAUUAUUAUGAAUUAAAAAAAUAAAUAUAUGAUUGAAAUGCUUUGUUCAAGUAACGCCUCGAAAACGAGAGUUACAAUGGCGCUUAGUCACAAAAAGUCAAGCUUUUUAAAAUAAUUGACAUUCGUCUUCUCACGGCUUGUGUGAAUGCUUUUUAGUAUCUGUCCGUGGAUUUCCAGUGAUAAAAUAAUUCGCUUCAUCUAACCAGAAAGUUGCAUAGAAUAAAUAACCGUAUUGCACGGUAUUAGGAAUUAUAAUGUAUUAAACGCUAUUUUAUUUAUCGAUAUUUAUUUUUUUGUGACAGUAAAAUUUUGUAAUUUAAUUCUAUGACUGAUCAAUGCUCGCUUCUAGUCUGUUUAUGUUAUUUAUUAUUUUUUCUUGUAACGCGAUAAAAUUUUAGGAUCUGCAACCAUGGGUCUCUACGAAAUUUGAUGUGAUUAGUUGUAAAAAAUGGUGCUUAUUUGAUGUUAAUCGCUGUAAGGUACGUUGCGAGGUUACGGCCUUAUUGAUUAUUUAGUUAUUGUGUUGUGUAAAACAACUUAUUUGUGUAGUCAUAGUUAAGUUGUUAACAUUUUAACAUUGCAAAUAAGCUGAAAUUAAAAAUGAAGUAUUACAACAUGGAUCUAAAAUUUAAAUUAGAAUUAACAGGCUGAGCUAUGUUUACACAAGUUCUAAAUAAACUUGAUAUGUUUGUAACAAAAUGAUACAGCUCACAAGCUACCCCUUAGUUGCAUUGUCGUAAUGAUAGCUAUUUAUAAAACUAAUGGACGUUCUGAAAAAGGGUAGAUAUUUAAAUCGACUGUCGCGGUCAGUUACUUCAUUCUAAAUAAGCGCUUUAUUUGAGAUAAAAUUCAAUCCCCCCGUGACCACGAAGGCUGCAAAAACUUCGAAACGUAAAACUAAAAUAUUAAAACCGCGAUAAAAUCAGAAAAAUAGUUUAAUUUUAAGAGAUAAAUUGUUAAAAUAAAUAUCCGAUUACUAAAUUAUCGUUUAAUAAGAAUGAAGUAAUUGGCCUAUUUAUUUUUAUUUAUAUUUUCAUAGAAAAGUGUACGAUUCAUGGUCAUGGUAGUGUUCAUCAUGACCUAAUACACUUUUGAUUGCAACAUUAUGUUGUAAUACAAUAUAAUUAUCAAGUACUAUCAGUAAUUUACAGGCAAAUUGCAAAAAUACCUAAACAUUAUGAAUUUUUAUAAUCUUAAAAAUAUGUAACACAAGUAUAUACGAUUAAAACAAAUAACAUAAUCAUAAAAUAUAGAAAUUGGUAAUAAUGAAAAAUCUGCAAAGCCCUUACCAGUUUAUAAAGAGUCGUCCAAAGAUUAAUUUAGAUUUAUUAUUGUAUGAUAUUGUAUUGCAGGUAUUUAUAAUUAGUUCGUAAUAAACGCACGCAUAUUCGCAUUAUUAAAUAAAUCAAUUCAUUUGCAA
This is a messenger RNA of Manduca sexta (tobacco hornworm), 4736 nucleotides long. RefSeq names its product transmembrane protein 245. NCBI's taxonomy places the organism in Eukaryota, Metazoa, Arthropoda, Insecta, Lepidoptera, Sphingidae. The record is from RefSeq and is a predicted model, not a curated record. Bases 155 to 2788 code for a protein of 877 amino acids. The transcript has 14 exons.